GGUGUGGGGUUGUGGGGGCUACCUGUGCCUGACCAGUGUGGAAUUGGCCUCAGGCUCAUGGGGCCUUUUGGGGGAGGUGGGGAAGGAGAGCCAGGACGUCCUCUCUGGAGCAAGUGAGUAGAAGAGUGAGGUCCAGUGGAUCCCCCACUGCCAGGAAUCCCCUCAGCAUAGACCCUCCUGGCAGAAGGGCCUGGGGUAGGACUGGCAAACAAUGGGGUUUAGGCACAGGAGGUCUGAGCCCCCAACCUGAUGGCCGUUGGACACCCUUGUGGAUUUAGGAAGGAAGCUGUGGUCCUUAUCUAGGGCCACUACGAAACUCAGGCCAGUGGGGAACCAAGCCUGCAAGAGCCACAUUGCUUUGUGACAGUGAGCCAGGCCCCUUGCUAGUGCUGUUGAAACCCCAUGUGAGGGGACAGUUGGGUCCAUGCCCAAGCAGAGUGUCCUGAGCUGCAUGGGGAUGGGGGGGGUGGGGGGGCAUGGGCUCUGUGCUCCAGGCAGGAAAGGCAGUUCAGUGGGGGAAAACUGAUCCUAACAGGUGGGUGAUGGGUACCCCAGGAUUGGUCAGGUGACAGGCAUGGCCCAAGUGGUCAGAAAGGCUGGGACCUAAAGUGUAAAGAGAAGGAAAGGGCAGGGGAGUUCCUGGGGACAGCCAGAGGGAGUUUUGGGUGGGUUUAAUUAGGGGGUCAUGGUGUCUAGUCUGCAUGUUCUGUCUGAUGGCCAGCCAACCAUGAUGGUGUAGGCUAGGUCCCCUGUUCUGGGGAGGCCAGAGUUGUAGCCAGAGAAAGUGGGGCCAUGACUCUUGGAUUCUGCCCCAGCCUUUAGCCUUCAGCUUUCCUCCAAUGUGGGGCAGGACACCCUGGAACCAUUACCUCUGCUGUCACCUGAGUGAGUCACCUGAGUCAGGUAUAAGGGAUGGUCUCCAGGUGACCUGUGCCAUCAGUCAGAGUUGACCCUGAGAUCCAACCUGGCCACGCUGACCCUGGAUCCUGCACACCAGCCAGAGCUGACCCUGAGCCCCAGGCUAGCUGAGCUGACCCUGGGUUCUGCAUGCCAUCCAGAGAUGACCCUCAGUCCUGGCUCGACUGAGCUGACCCUGGAUCCCGCACACCAGCCAGAGGAGACCUCAGCCCCCAACCUGGCUGAACUGACCCUGGAGCCUGUGCACUGCCGACCUGAGCUCCUGGAUGCCUGUGCCGACCUCAUCAAUGAGCAGUGGCCCCGCAGCCGUGCCUCCCGCCUGCAUUCCUUGGGCCAGUCCUCAGACGCCUUCCCCCUCUGCCUGAUGCUGCUGAGCCCCAGCCCCACACCUGAGGCAGCCCCCAUCGUGGUGGGCCAUGCCCGCUUGUCACGGGUGCUGGACCGGCCCCAGAGCCUCCUAGUGGAGACAGUGGUGGUGGCCCGGGCUCUGAGGGGCCGUGGCUUUGGCCGCCGCCUCAUGGAGGGCCUGGAGGUUUUUGCUCAGGCCCGGGGCUUCCGCCGACUACACCUCACUACCCAUGACCAGCUGCAGUUCUAUGCUCACCUGGGCUACCAGCUGGGUGAGCCUGUGCAGGGCCUAGUCUUCACCAGCCAACGGCUGCCUGCCACCCUGCUCAGGGCCUUCCCCAGAGCCCCCUUUCCCCGGCAACUCUGCAAGGCUUCUAGUCUGACUGCCCAAACUGCCCCAAGAGCCCCCAAGGGGCCAUCAUUGCCGCCACCUCCUCCCCUGCCUGAGCCCUUGACCACCUCACCCCCACCUCCUGCAGGGCCCCCUCCACAAAGCCUGCUGGAGACACAAUACCAAGACCUGAGAGGAUGUCCCAUAUUCUGGAUGGAAAAAGACAUCUGAGGGCUACCCAGGACAAGGCACUGUCCUUCAGGGUUGAUGGACUGCCUAGGACAGUCUGGGCCUCAGCCCAUUGGCCAUACCAUAGUCCCUAGACCCUGGGAGCAGCUUUAGCCUGGCCAUGUUUCCUGAGUACCAGUGGGGCCAGUAGAUGGCUUCAUAGCUGUGGCUCAGAGCUGUCAGUGUGGCUGAAUAAAGGCUUCUGUUGGA
Neofelis nebulosa (Clouded leopard) is the source of this 2035-nucleotide messenger RNA. RefSeq names its product N-alpha-acetyltransferase 80, NatH catalytic subunit (gene NAA80). Gene Ontology annotation, biological process: protein acetylation. Gene Ontology annotation, cellular component: cytoplasm. The record is from RefSeq and is a predicted model, not a curated record. Gene Ontology annotation, molecular function: acetyl-CoA binding; N-acetyltransferase activity. Bases 1061 to 1828 code for a protein of 255 amino acids. The transcript is spliced from 2 exons. Lineage: Eukaryota; Metazoa; Chordata; Mammalia; Carnivora; Felidae.